This is a messenger RNA of Geodia barretti, 177 nucleotides long. Lineage: Eukaryota; Metazoa; Porifera; Demospongiae; Tetractinellida; Geodiidae. The record is from the annotation of a GenBank genome assembly.
AUGGAAAUCCUCCCGAAAUACGGACUACUCUACUCAGAUGAAUCUUUUGAAAUGGUUCUUUGCAAACCUAAAAUCUUGCCAUUGAAAUCAGUGACAUUAGAGAAACUGGAAAAUAUGCAAAAGCAAGCCCAGGAAGCCUUAAAAAUGCAAGAGCAGCAACAAGAUACAGCGGACUGA